Messenger RNA from Schistocerca gregaria, 1195 nucleotides. Its product is annotated as cuticle protein 19.8-like. The transcript has 4 exons. The record is from RefSeq and is a predicted model, not a curated record. Bases 73 to 1065 code for a protein of 330 amino acids. Lineage: Eukaryota; Metazoa; Arthropoda; Insecta; Orthoptera; Acrididae. Gene Ontology annotation, cellular component: extracellular matrix.
AGUGGGUAUAUAAAGCGGGGCUUCACUUUGUCUUGCCAGUGUACACCUCCAGUAGCACACCACAACAACAACAUGGCUUCUAAGCUGAUCGUCCUCGCCGCCGUGGUGUGCGCCGCCGCCGCUCAGCUGGUAGUGCCACGCGCGCCGAUUGCCACACCCUUGGCAGCCGCCAUCGCCGCCGGCGAAUACGACCCGCACCCGCAGUACACGUACGGCUACAGCGUGCAGGACGCCAUCACCGGAGACGCCAAGAGCCAGCAGGAAUCCCGCGACGGCGACGUCGUCCAGGGCAGCUACAGCCUGGUCGAGCCCGACGGCUCCGUCCGCAUCGUCGAGUACGUCGCUGACCCCGUCAACGGCUUCAACGCCGUCGUCCGCAAGGAGGCCGCAGUCGCUCCCGCCCCCGUCCUCCGCGCAGCGCCCGUCUACGCUGCCCCAGGCGUCGCCAGGACGAUCAUCGCUUGCUGCGACAGACACAGUACCUGCCCAACGCACUACUACAACAUGGUCGCCUGCAAGCUGAUCGUCCUCGUCGCCUUCGUGGCUGUGGCCCACGCCGGCUACUUGGGUGCCCCUGCAGUCUACGCCCCCGGCGCCCCCAUCGCUGCCCGCGCCUACGCCGCCCCUGUGGCGUAUGCCGCCCCCGCCCUACGUGCCGCUCCCCUGGCCGUCGCCCCGGCCGUGAGGGCCGCCCCCGUCGCCUACGCCGCCCCCGCCGCCGUGGCUGCCGCUGAAUACGACCCCCACCCACAGUACAGCUACGCCUACAGCGUGUCUGACGCCGUCACCGGUGACUCAAAGAACCAGCAGGAGAGCCGUGACGGAGACGUCGUCCAGGGCAGCUACAGUCUGGUGGAGCCCGACGGUUCCAUCCGCGUCGUAGACUACACCGCCGACCCCGUCAACGGCUUCAACGCCGUCGUGCACAAGGAGGCCGGUGCCCACCCCGCCCCCGUCGUCGCCAAGGUGGCCGCUCCCGUCGCCUACGCCGCCCCCGCUAUCGCCAAGGUGGCCGCCCCCCUCGCCUACGCCGCCCCCGCCUACGGCAAGGCCAUCCUGGGUUAAAACGACCAGCAUGUGGCAGUUUGAUGCUGCCCUAAACAACGAAGCUGCAGCAAAAUACCACUACGUCAUGCUGCACGUUAUGUGCAUUACAUUAAUGCACUGCAAUAAACAACUUGCUUAAACAAAAAAA